CUGCAGGUUAUUAAAGAUCGUCCUUGGAACAGAUUCCCUCUCUAUAAUGUAAAACGUCCAUUGAUUGAGGAUUCUUGUUUGCCUUCCUAGGAAUUAGUGCACUCCUGCAAUUUUGGACUCCAGCCAAAUUGUCAUUGGCAAGUGAAGUGAAUACAAUUAUAUCCAUUGAAAACUCUUGCUUCAGUAUCAAUGUGGGUGUGGGGAAAUUCAUAGAAAUCAAAGUAGAGAGAGGAGACUAAUUUGUCCAUCAAUAAAACAUAUUAGGUUUUCCUUGGAGGCACAGAUGCUUUAAUCCUGAGCAAUAAACAAAGUGCUGGAGAACUAGUGAGGAUCUGUGAAGGGAAAUGGACAGAUAGUGUUUCUUGUGUAGGAAGGAACUGCAGAUGCUGGUUUAAACCGAAGAUCGACACAAAAUGAUGAGUAACUGCGGGACAGGCAGCAUCUCUGGAGAGGAAUAGGUGAUGUUUUGGGUUGAGACCCUUCUUCAGACUAGUUAGGGGAAAAAGGGUAACAAAAUAUAUAGACGAUGUAGAGAGAUAAAGAACAAUGAAUGAAAGAUAUGUAAAAAAGUAGCAUGAUAAUGGAAACAGGCCAUUGUUAGCUGUUAGAUGUUUCAUGUUGCGAUCCUUCUUCAGACUCUCGUCUAUUCUGUUUGCUCCAUGCAUUCUGCCUGACUUAAUGAGUUCCUCCAACAGAUUUUAGUUUUUCCUUGAUCUUACCUACCAAUAUUUUUUUACUCACCCUUCCAAGUGUGCUUCUUAUCUUCAUUUUUGCACCAAUUAGUAAUUUUUUUUCCUUACAAUUUCAAAGGCACUGCUACAGGCAUGGUGAUCAGCACAGGAGAUUGCACCAUCAUUGGAGGAAUUGCAUCGCUUGCAUCAGCAGUAGAAAAUGAGAAGACUCCAAUCGCAAAAGAGAUUGAACAUUUUGUCUACCUUAUAACUGGAUUAGCUGUGGGAAUGGGAGUUGCGUUCUUCAUCAUUUCAAUAAGUCUCGGCUACAGAAUACUGGAUUCCAUCAUCUUCUUGAUUGGCAUCAUUGUUGCUAAUGUCCCUGAAGGUCUUCUGGCUACCCUCACCGUUAGUCUCACCCUAACAGCCAAAAGAAUGGCCAAGAAGAACUGCCUCGUAAAGAAUCUGGAGGCUGUUGAGACUUUGGGCUCCAUUUCGAUUAUCUGCUCUGAUAAAACAGGAACACUUACCCAGAAUCGAAUGACUGUAGCGCAUUUGUGGUUUGACAAUCAAAUCUACACAGCAGAUACCAGUGAAGAACAGGGAGCGCAGACCUUUGACCAAUCAUCACAAACAUGGACUGCUCUGGCCAAGAUUAUUGCACUCUGUAAUCGAGCGGAAUUCAAUGCAGCACAGGAUGAUGUCCCAAUUAUGAAGAGAGAAGUGGUUGGAGAUGCCUCAGAAAGUGCCCUUCUGAAGUUCUCUGAAACUGUAUUCGGUAACGUGAUGGAAUUCAGAAAUGAAAAUGUAAAAGUAUUUGAAAUACCAUUCAACUCUACCAACAAGUUUCAGCUCUCCAUUCAUAAGACCAACAAUCCAUAUGACAAACGCCUUCUCUUAGUAAUGAAAGGAGCACCAGAGCGUAUCUUGGAGUCUUGUUCCACCGUGAUGCUGCAGGGCAGGGAAGUCCUGCUGAAUGCUGCCGAGAUAGAUGGUAUUCAGACAGCUUAUAUUGAACUUGGAGGACUGGGCGAGAGGGUUCUAGGAUUUUGCCAUCAUUAUUUACCAAGGGACAAAUAUCCAGACUUGUACAUAUUUGACUCGGAUAACAGGAACUUCCCAAUCUCUGAUUUGUGCUUUGUUGGCCUCUUGUCUUUGAUUGAUCCACCCCGCUCGAGUGUCCCAGAUGCAGUUCUCAAAUGCCGAAGUGCGGGAAUCAAAGUAAUUAUGAUCUCUGGUGAUCACCCGAUCACAGCAAUGGCUAUAGCAAAGAGUACUGGUAUUAUCUCAGCUGAUAAUGAGACAGUGGAAGAUAUUGCAAAGCGUCUUAAUGUUUCAGUCAGUCAAGUGAAUAAAAGGGAAGCCAAGGCUGCUGUUAUAAAUGGUUCUGAAGUCAAAGACAUGACUCCUGAGUUCUUAAAGGACGUUUUGAUGAGCUACACUGAAAUAGUAUUUGCCAGAACUUCACCUCAACAGAAACUAUUUAUUGUUGAAGCCUGCCAAAGACAGGGAUCCAUUGUGGCAGUGACAGGGGAUGGUGUGAAUGAUGCACCAGCUCUGAAGAAAGCAGAUAUUGGAAUAGCUAUGGGAAUUACAGGCUCUGAUGCAGCCAAACAUGCAGCAGACAUGAUUCUACUGGAUGAUAACUUUGCCUCAAUAGUCACUGGAGUGGAGGAAGGUCGUCUGAUUUUUGACAAUUUGAAGAAGGCAAUUGCUUACACCCUGACCAAAAACAUGGCAGAAUUGUGUCCAUUCCUUGUUUAUACCAUUGCCAGUAUACCCCUUCCCAUUGGUACAAUUACCAUCCUCCUCAUUGACUUGGGUACAGAUAUUAUUCCAUCUAUUUCUCUGGCUUAUGAGAGAGCAGAAAGAGAUAUAAUGAAUGUCCAUCCAAGAGUCUCUGGUAGAGAUCGGCUAGUCAACUUGCAACUUGCUUCUUAUUCAUAUCUUCAAGUUGGUGUGACACAGUCAUUCGGAGGAUUUCUCUGUUACUUCACUGUCUUGGCAGAACAAGGCUGGCUUCCAUCAAGGAUUAUUGGCAUACGUGUACCUUGGGAAGAUGCCACCAAUAAUGAUGUUGAGGACAGCUAUGGACAAGAAUGGACAUUUCAGCAGAGGUUGUACGUGGAGUGGACCUGUUACACAGCUUUCUUUGUUGGGAUAGUUAUUGAACAACUUGCUGAUUUAAUUAUACGUAAAACCCGGCGGAAUUCUAUUUUCCAGCAGGGAAUAUUUGGAAAUAAAAUGUUGUGGAUAGGUCUUCUCUCUCAGAUUGGCAUUGCCGUCCUCCUUUGCUAUAUCCCUGGGAUGGUAGACAGCCUUCAUUUUACUCCUCUCAGGGUUCAGUACUGGUUUGUGGCCUUGCCUUUUGCCAUUGUAAUUUUUGUAUAUGAUGAAAUUCGUAAAUACUUCAUUCGCAGAUAUCCUGGAAGAUCGUGGAAUAAACCAAGCAUUCUACAAUUUGGAGAGAGAAGCAGAAACAUAACUAAAAGAGAACAUACCUGUUGCUACUGUCAUUGUAAAAUACCCAGUGCUUGUUUAAUUGUUUUGUGACAUCAGUAAAAAAA
Molecule: messenger RNA, 3238 nt
Organism: Leucoraja erinaceus (little skate)
Lineage: Eukaryota; Metazoa; Chordata; Chondrichthyes; Rajiformes; Rajidae
Product: potassium-transporting ATPase alpha chain 2-like
Exons: 16
Coding region: 825-3224 (799 amino acids)
Biological process (GO): sodium ion export across plasma membrane; potassium ion import across plasma membrane; intracellular sodium ion homeostasis
Cellular component (GO): membrane
Molecular function (GO): ATP hydrolysis activity; ATP binding; P-type sodium:potassium-exchanging transporter activity
Source: RefSeq, a predicted model, not a curated record